GACAUCAUCCCACAUCGGCUCUACACCGUCCCCAACCUCUCCGUCCCGCGCCGCCGCCCGCCACUGUUCUCGCGAUCUCGCCGGCGCUCGCAGAGGACUCGUCGUUUUCUCGGCCAUGGCGUCUCCACCACCUGCCCUCGAGAUCCUAGUGCGCGAGCCCGACGGCUUCUCGGUGUGGUCCGGACCGCCUUACCCUCCGGGCACCACCAGCCCGUCGCAGAGGCUACCCAAGACGGCGUGCAGCGCCACUUCCUUCUCGGCCGACGGUGCCCGCCUCCUCGCUACGGUGGCCUCGGCCUCGGCUACUGUUUACGACUGCCGCACGCUCGCUGUCGUCAAGUGCUUCGAGCUCCCGGGCCUCCUCGCCGCCGCGCUGUCGCCCACGGGGGCGUAUCUGCAGACCUUUCAGAAGUCGUCCUCGCCGCAGGAGAAGAAUGUCACGGUCUGGCAAAUCGACACCGCCGUCGCCCUCUACCAACACUACCAGAAGAGCAUGUCUAAGGCCACCUGGCCAAUGAUCCAGUUUUCUGCGGAUGAGUCAGUCGGUUGCCGGAUGAUGCCUAAUGAGAUACAAUUCUUCGAUCCAAAGGAUUUCACAAAAGGGGUUUUGAGUAGGAUAAGAAUGCCUGGCAUAGCUGCAAUGCAGCUAGCAACUGCACCAGGAUCUCAUGUUGCUGGAUUUGUCCCAGAGGCUAAGGGUGUUCCAGCCAGUGUUCAGAUAUUCUCUUCCAACAAGGAUGCACAAAAUCAAGCUGUUGCUCGCAGGAGUUUUUUUCGUUGUUCCACUGUUCAAUUACACUGGAACAAGGGGUCUACUGGACUACUUGUUCUUGCUCAGGCUGAUGUUGAUAAAACCAACCAGAGUUACUAUGGUGAAACCAAGUUGAACUACUUGACAACUGACAGGGCCUUUGAAGGAAUUGUUCCUCUUAAAAAGGAUGGACCAGUGCAUGAUGUUCAAUGGUCUUCUUCAGGCUCUGAAUUUGCUGUGGUUUAUGGAUUUAUGCCGGCCAAGGCAACAAUAUUCAACAAAAAGUGCAACCCUCUUCUUGAGCUUGGUGAAGGACCUUACAAUACCAUAAGAUGGAACCCCAAAGGACGAUUUAUUGUGUUAGCAGGAUUUGGUAAUUUGCCUGGUGAUAUGGCGUUCUGGGAUUAUUCAGAAAAGAAAUUGGUGGCGAAAACAAAGGCAGAAUGUUCUGUCACAAGUGAAUGGUCCCCUGAUGGUCGUCACUUUAUGACUGCUACUACAGCUCCAAGGCUCCAGAUAGACAAUGGGAUAAAAAUAUUUGACCACAAUGGAUCUUUGCAGUUUAAGAAGAUGUUUGAAAAGCUGUAUCAGGCUGAUUGGAAGCCCGAAGCACCUGAAAGAUUUGGUGACAUUACUGACCUGGCAACUUCUUUGAGCAGCUUAAAGAUUGAAGAAACAAAGAAACAAGCACAAGGUUCCAAAUCAGCACAAACAUCAAGCAAGGCCCCUCCAACUGCAAGUACAGCAUCGAAACCUACAGCAUACCGUCCACCUCAUGCAAAAGGUUCUGCAGAAAUUCAGGAUAAGCUUUUUGGUGGACUUGCUCCUACAGGGGGAGAGAUGAGCAAGAAUGCAUUGAGAAACAAGAAGCGCAGAGAGAAACAGAAGGAGAAAAAAGCUGCUGAAGGGUCGGGCGCUGCUGCUGAUGAAAGCUGAUCCCCUGGUUCUAUUCCAUUAAUUUACGGCCACCGAGCGUGACUCAUACAGCGACAAUUAAUUUUUUUUCAAUCCGGUGAAAUGGCCGUUUGUCUCGUGUAUGUAUUGGCGUUUACGCUGUUUAUGAAACUGAUCAUAGUUUGGCACAAACUGUGGCAAAUUUUGAUAGAAUUGUAUUGAGGAUUUGUACUAUAAACAACCAUAUCGGACUGGCAGAAGUGAGCCUAUCUCAUUUACGUUCUUU
Messenger RNA from Panicum hallii, 1931 nucleotides. RefSeq names its product eukaryotic translation initiation factor 2A. Gene Ontology annotation, biological process: translational initiation. The transcript is spliced from 13 exons. Lineage: Eukaryota; Viridiplantae; Streptophyta; Magnoliopsida; Poales; Poaceae. Gene Ontology annotation, cellular component: cytosolic small ribosomal subunit. The record is from RefSeq and is a predicted model, not a curated record. The coding region runs from base 116 to 1687 and encodes 523 amino acids. Gene Ontology annotation, molecular function: protein binding; translation initiation factor activity; tRNA binding.